Molecule: messenger RNA, 1198 nt
Organism: Calliphora vicina (urban bluebottle blowfly)
Lineage: Eukaryota; Metazoa; Arthropoda; Insecta; Diptera; Calliphoridae
Exons: 2
Coding region: 118-1155 (345 amino acids)
Biological process (GO): positive regulation of Notch signaling pathway
Cellular component (GO): nucleus
Source: RefSeq, a predicted model, not a curated record
UUUAAACUAUCAUCCCUAAGUUAUCGAUAAAACGACGUAAUGUUUAAAUACACGUGACACAUCUCUACAGAUAUAUUUGUUUAUUUACUUCUACAAUGAAAAAACACAUUCUACAUCAUGGAAAGAAUUUGGAAUGAUUUCAAUCUUAAAAAACCACCAUUUGUAACACUGCCCUCAAAACAUGGUCACUUUGUAAUAAAACUACAUGCAACAAUCGACAACUAUUAUAACAAACAUGCUAAAUAUCAUGAGGAAUUCAGUGAGACAGCUGCUUUGCUAUCCAGACUAAUGGCCAGGCGUAAAAACUCCUUUAGCAAAAUGAAAGGCUUUAAAGAUGUGUGUAAACUAAACGCAGCCUUGUGUCGUUUAUUACGUGUAGAUUUUAAAAGAGAUUUGGACAGUUUUAGAAAUACUUUGCCGGAUGUGGACUAUGAGGAAGGCACAUGCAUACAAAUGCCCACCAGAGACAGUUUUGACUUCCUACUUAUACGCCUAGUAGCCAUUUGCGAGUUGCAUCGACGUAUAGUCGAGUGUUGUGUAUCAGCAGCUGAAUAUUUUACCUGCCAAAUACGUUUGUAUUACUUCUUUGAAAUAAACACUUUGCUGUUGGCUGUGCUAGCAAAAAUUCAUAGUUUAAGUAUAAAAUUGUUAAAUCUUGCGGUUGAUUUGUAUAAUAAUACACUGCUGUAUCGUCUGAAUUUGCCCGUCAAUUUGAAAUCAACAUUUUUAAAAGAUGUACAAUUUAAGUUUCCGGAUAAGUUGGAUGAAAUGAAAUUAGUUCCUUUAGAAAAGCAUGAAAUUCUUGCUGAUAAAGAGCAGCCUCUUAAGGAUUUAAUACAACAAGAGGAAAAGCUAGCAAUUGUUAAAGCUCAAAAGCUUAAGAAGGCAGAUGUGGGUAAACAGGUCCAACGUUCAGAUAAGCCGGCACAAAAAUCUAUUAAUAUCGAACAAUUAAAUUCAGUUGAAGAAAUAAAACGAUUUAUAGCUAUGGAAAGCAAAUCGAGAAGUACAAAUUUAAAUAGUUCCAGAACAACAAAAAUUCUUAGCCACGAAUGGGCUGGAGCCACAAAGUUAUUUGAGAGAAAAGUACAAAGCGGCGAAGCAAAGAAAGCUGUGAAUAUAUUUCGUAAGUUUUUAAGUUUAAAAAUUGUGUAAAAUGUAACAGCUGAGAAUAAAAAUGUUUAAGCAAUAAUAGUCA